Molecule: messenger RNA, 1310 nt
Organism: Blepharisma stoltei
Lineage: Eukaryota; Ciliophora; Heterotrichea; Heterotrichida; Blepharismidae
Source: the annotation of a GenBank genome assembly
AUGGGUUGUUGUGGAAAUAUUAAGACUGAAAAAGGCGAACUUGUUAUUGGCGAAGGAGACGUUGUCAGACCGUCUACAGAUUAAGAUUAAGAUUAGCCGUUCGCACUUGCAGGGCCGGGGAUCUGCACCCCUUCACGCUCAUCGCCUAUGGUGAGGCCUCGGCGGACACCCACUCCUUGUUGCCUCAAACAAGGGAUUCGCACCAACAUGGGUUGUCUUUCCGAAAAUCCAUAAAAAAUGGAUUUUCUGGUCGACUGUCGGUAGAAGGUAGAACUCGAUAGCCUGGGACGUAACGCCCAGUUUCACGCUAGGGAGUUGCCCGAUUGGUCCAGUGGACUCUGCUGGGCUUCCCCUUUCCAACCUCCGUGCUCAUCUUCCCCACGAGGAAAAAACACCUCUGAGUUUAGACUUGGGCUAGGCUCUGAACACAACCAGAAUUGCUUACCUAGCAUUGCCGUCCAUUUCUGAAGUAGUAAAACCUUACCGGAUAUAAAUAAAAUAUAAGUCGAGUAUGCAUGGCCGGGAGGCCAUGCCCAGACGAAGACGCCAUAUUUUAUUUAUAUACCGUCUACAGAUAUUUCGAAAAUUAUAGCAACAAAAUCUACAGAAGAGAAUGAAGCCAAAAGAAUCUCCAAAGUUUUAGUAAAUUAGAUUAGAUUAGAUUGUGCCAUUCGCUUUCGCAAGGGCUUGGGAUUUGCACCCCUACACGCUCAUCAUCCCUGAGGGAUCCCAGCGGACACUCUUCCUUGUUGCUGCAAACAAGGAUUCGCGACUAUUCUUGACUUCCAUAGCUCCUGGAGUCUAAGGGCCAACCACCUGGGUCGAAACUCCUAAUUUCUCGUUAGGUAAAUACCGUCUUCAGGGUCUGAGGGUCAUAUUGCCCAUCAGUCAUUGGCCGACCUUGCCCUUUCCAAUGGUUGUACCGGAGAAAAACUCUAAGUCCAGGGAUUAGCUCCCUGAGGCUGAGGAAAACCCAGCCCGACUAUACAUAUAGGAUUGCCGGCCCUUUCCACCUAAAUCUCUAACACUGGGCCCGUUGCCUACUGCUGUUGAAGAAAUAGGGUCGAGAGAUCGGGUGGUCUGUCGUCACCAUUUUUAUGUAUAUAAAGUUUUAGUAAAAUAAUUUCCAGGUUCCUAUAAUGAAACAAUCGGUUUUAUCUGAGCAAACAGGGACUGAAGAUGAUAUUGAGCUUAUUGAUCUUCCUUUGCCAGAGGAAAGUUAUAUGGAGAACCGGGAAUGUGAUACGUCUAUGGCAGUACCAGGAAUUUUGCUUGCUCAGUGGAAAAUGCCUAUUAAGUUAAGUAAUUAA